Molecule: messenger RNA, 658 nt
Organism: Setaria italica (foxtail millet)
Lineage: Eukaryota; Viridiplantae; Streptophyta; Magnoliopsida; Poales; Poaceae
Product: histone H4
Exons: 1
Coding region: 89-400 (103 amino acids)
Biological process (GO): nucleosome assembly
Cellular component (GO): nucleosome
Molecular function (GO): DNA binding; structural constituent of chromatin; protein heterodimerization activity
Source: RefSeq, a predicted model, not a curated record
GGUCCGCCGCACCAGCCACCGCGGCGAAUUCGAAUCCUCCACCAAAUCUCUCCUAGCAGCUGAGUCUUCCUCCUCCCCGGCUUCGGCGAUGUCUGGGCGCGGCAAGGGCGGCAAGGGGCUCGGCAAGGGCGGCGCGAAGCGCCACCGGAAGGUGCUCCGCGACAACAUCCAGGGCAUCACGAAGCCGGCGAUCCGGAGGCUGGCGAGGAGGGGCGGCGUGAAGCGCAUCUCCGGGCUCAUCUACGAGGAGACCCGCGGCGUGCUCAAGAUCUUCCUCGAGAACGUCAUCCGCGACGCCGUCACCUACACGGAGCACGCCCGCCGCAAGACCGUCACCGCCAUGGACGUCGUCUACGCGCUCAAGCGUCAGGGCCGCACCCUCUACGGAUUCGGCGGCUGAGCGCGUCCCCUACCUCGUCUGCAGCUGUUGAUGGUGGUGCUUUGUUCCUUUGUGUUCCCUGUGCUGUGCUUUUCCUCUGGCGAUGUAGAGAGGUCAGAUUCAUAGAUGAUUGAUCUAUGGUGUGCUUUAUUCCUAGGUGGUGGAUGCUAUGUAAUGGUCUAAUUGAAGUUCAACUCCUUGUUAAAUCUCAGCUGGCUUCCCUCGCUGCAAAGAAAUGUUAACCCUGAUCAGAUAGCAAUUCUCAUGGUUCCUUUUGCA